Sinocyclocheilus rhinocerous is the source of this 805-nucleotide messenger RNA. RefSeq names its product TATA-binding protein-associated factor 2N-like. NCBI's taxonomy places the organism in Eukaryota, Metazoa, Chordata, Actinopteri, Cypriniformes, Cyprinidae. The transcript has 9 exons. The record is from RefSeq and is a predicted model, not a curated record. Bases 134 to 790 code for a protein of 218 amino acids.
AGUAAGUUAGACGGUACCAUCCGGUCUCGGGUCAUAGUUCAAAAGAAGUCUGCAGUGCGUGUUUCGCUCCUGCCGGGUUUUUAAUUUCUUUAUUUUGGAAUAGGUGGACUUUCGUUUUAACUCCUUCAGAAAGAUGGCCUCAGAUUCAGGCUACGGUCAGCCUGGCGCUCAACAAAGCUACGGGUCUUAUGGUGGAUCCCAGGCCUAUCAAGCUGGACAGGGAUAUGGUCAGGGUAAUGGGAGCGGCUCUUACAGUGGACAGAGUUACAGUGGUUAUGGACAGCCUAGUGGAGAGAGCUAUGGCCAGUCGUCUCAGGGUUACUCCUCUGGUGGUUAUGGUCAGCAGCAGCAGCAACAGCAACAACCACCGCAGCAGCAGCCGCAGCAGCAGCAGGGCUAUGACAGCUACGGACAGCAGGGAUCCGAAUCCUCAUCUGGUUAUGGUGACAAGUCGUAUGGACAGCAGCGAUCUUAUGGACAGCAGUCAGGAGGAGGUGCUGGCGGAGGAGCGUACGGGGGGUCUCAAGGUGGAUAUGCGCGACGCAAUGAAGGUGAUAGCCGGAGGUUUGGCGACGAAGGUGGCUCGGACAGGUCGGAGGGUUUCAGGGGCAGAGGUCGUGGGGGUUAUGACCGCGGAGGCUAUGACAGAGGUGGCCGCGGUGGCCCACCCUCCGGUAUGGGUGGUGGUGACCGUGGUGGCUACAAAAAUUACGGUGGAGCCAGAGACUACAGUCAGAAGGAUGAUGGAGGUGAGUGCAGAAAACACUUCACCUUAAAGUUCAAAGUGUGAACAUCGUAGAGAGAA